UCUUUUUUUUUUUCUCUCUCUUUUUUUCUUCCCCCCCCCCCCUCCUUUUCUUCAUCUCUCCAUGGAGUAAAAAAAAAAAAAAAAAAAAAAAAGGGGACCUUGAUGAGGAAAGACAAAAAAAGAAGCUUGUGUGUGUGUGUGUGUGAAGAGAAAAUGUAACUGGUGCGGUUUUCAAAUAAAUGGAUUGUAACAACUUUUUUUUUUUUUUCUGUACUAUAUAAAAAAACUUUCCCUCCUUUUUUUUUCUUUUCUCUCUUUUGUACCUUUUUUUUUUUUUUCUUUUGUUCUAUAUAUACAUAAAAAUGGGUGCUUUAUGCUGUAAACAAGAAGAAAUCGACGAAAGCGGAGGUGAGAUUGAAAAUAGAGAUAAGAAGAGAGAGAGAAAGAAAAUUAACGGACGAUUUUUAAUAUGUAAAAAAGGACCGGAAUUAAAUCAUUUCCAAGUACUCAAGAUCAUUGGAAAAGGUGGAUUUGGUAAAGUGCGGAUUGUACAACACAAAAAGACACAACGACGCUAUGCACUUAAAUACAUGAAUAAGACACAAAUCAUCAAGGAUAAGGCAGUAGGCAACAUCCUAUCCGAACGUCGCUUACUCGAACACAUCGAUUACCCUUACAUUGCUAAUAUGCGUUAUGCCUUUCAAGAUGAUGAAACCUUGUUUAUGGCACUUGAUCUCAUGUUGGCCGGCGAUUUACGUUUACAACUCGAAAAUGACCCUAAACGAUUUAAUGAAUUACAAGUACGACAUCAUGUUGCCACUUUGGCCUUAUCCUUGGGCUAUCUCCAUAAAAAGAGAAUCGUUCAUCGAGAUAUCAAACCAGAAAAUAUUCUCACUGACGCUAAAGGAUAUGCUCAUCUCGCUGAUUUUAAUAUCGCCACUCAGUUAUCUCCCAGUCAACCAUGGAUUUGGUCAAAAGGGGGUACCAUCGCUUACAUGGCACCCGAAAUACUCGCCAGAAAAGGUUAUUCAACCUCCGUCGAUUGGUGGAGUUUAGGCAUUGUUACUUUCGAACUCUUAUUUGGCAUGCGUCCAUUUACAGCCUCAUCCAAAGAAGCUCUAGUUCAUUCCAUAUUGCAUCAUACGCCCGUCUUUCCUGACAAUGUGUAUGAGAUUGUAUCAAAAGACUGUAUUAACGUCAUCACCGGUUUGCUGGACAAAUCGCCCUUCCAUCGGUUGGGGUGCAACACGGAUGGAUUUGAGAAAUUCAAGAUGCAUCCUUGGUUUCGAGGUUUGGAUUGGGAUUUAUUAGAAAAGAAGCAGCUGACCCCACCCAAUAAGCCUACCACAACUCAGUAUAGACUGUUUACGGAGGAUGGGUUGAUCUCUCACAAUAAACGACAUUCAGCUGUCAAAACUAGUAGUAGUAUGGAUGUAUUAAACCCUGUCACGGAAGAAGCGAGAUAUCGAAUGCAGUUGGAAGAUGAAUUCUUAAACUUUGAUUAUUCCCAGCACGGUAUGGUCGAAACAGAUUCCGACACGGGAUUUUUAGAGGGAAGAAGAAAUUCACUCAAGAGACACUAUGAUCGCUUUAAACGCAGAUCUCAAUCUAUUACCACUUUUGAACCUUACUCUGAUUAGUUUGUUUGUUUAUUUAUUUCUCUUUUUUUAUUAAUUGUACAUAUCACAUUCCUGUAUUAAAGCACUCCCCCCCCCCAUACACACACACUAUUUUAAACACAAAGUUUUUUAAUUCUUAAAUUGAAUAAGCAUGUGAUUAAACAAAGCAAAAAAAAAAAAAAAAAGAUCAUCACUUGCAUGCACAUCUUUCUCUCAUAUAUAUAUAUAUUUAUGUAUACAUUUCUUUCUCUCUCUCUCUCUCUCUCACACACACACACACACACACACACA
Mucor mucedo is the source of this 1850-nucleotide messenger RNA. Its product is annotated as kinase-like domain-containing protein. The transcript has 4 exons. Gene Ontology annotation, molecular function: protein serine/threonine kinase activity; ATP binding. The record is from RefSeq and is a predicted model, not a curated record. Lineage: Eukaryota; Fungi; Mucoromycota; Mucoromycetes; Mucorales; Mucoraceae. The coding region runs from base 303 to 1580 and encodes 425 amino acids. Gene Ontology annotation, biological process: protein phosphorylation.